Botrytis byssoidea is the source of this 393-nucleotide messenger RNA. RefSeq lists its product as uncharacterized. Bases 1 to 393 code for a protein of 130 amino acids. The record is from RefSeq and is a predicted model, not a curated record. Lineage: Eukaryota; Fungi; Ascomycota; Leotiomycetes; Helotiales; Sclerotiniaceae. The transcript has a single exon.
AUGGGAUUUCUCAGAAUUAUCACAUCACUUACUCCAGGAGAUCCUCGGUCCCGAGUUUCACGUCCACGACGUGAAAAAAGUGAUAGGGGACCGAGCCAGCGUGCUCCCCCUUUCAGUCUUCCGCCUUAUGAAGCUCCUCCUCCUUCUUACGAAUCCCUUUCAACUACACCCGCGAGACCUAAAGGCGUUGAAUCAAAUUCUGAAAGUCAUCGUGCCACAACGAGAGCACAUUCUGGAAGUUUAGUUGCACCCAGCGGGCCAUCUAACAGGCCGAAAUUACCUCGUUCAUCACGAAGAGAAAGACCCCAUUCUUCGUAUACACCAAAAGUCGACCGCCGAUGUUCCCAGGCACACAUUCGAGAGAGAACGAAGUUCCCGAUGAGGAUUCCAUAA